UCGGAAAACGCCAAUGUGCCCCGUCAGAGCUGGUUCAUCGAACCAGUCGUACGUAUUCUUGCGUUCUUGCGGGUGCCCGCGGACACAGAAAGUGAAACUUGUUCUGCUGCCCCAAAACAGGUUAACACUACCGAAGAUUGGCGCUUCGAGGAAGGAAAACCUGCUCGCCGGCAUUAUCCGGUAUUCUGCAACAAAAGAUGCAUUAUAAAUAGGUCAGUCCGGAAAAAUGGCAAAGUUAGUUCCAGUUUGACUGCCGUUUGGCGAAUAUCAUCUCCAGCAAGAACUUUUGCCCAAAGUGUUUUGUGUGCCGAUUGUAACAGAUACGAUGGUGCCAUCGACAGCGCGCAGUGUCACCUACGUGGUGUGCUUGAUACUGGUUGCCACCGCAGUAAACAGUGCUCCGCAGAAAAAGUUCCCUUUCACAAAGCCACGUUUGGCCAUACCGGAACCGGAUAAGACGAAACCUCAAGGAGUGGCAACAUCCAACGAAGCUGCAUCGCCGGAAGCUAGCGAAGAGUCGUUGGAGAAGAUUCAGGCCAAAUCCGCACAAUACGCGUAUGACACGUCCGUGAAUGAUACGAUCAACGAUCAUACGAUCAUGCGCAAAGAGGAACGGAACGGACUCUCGCUGAAGGGCAUGUACUCGUACAGUGACGGAUUCUUCAAGCGUACCGUUCACUACGAGGCCGACGAUAAGGGUUACCGUGUAGUGAAGGAGCUUAACAUCCCGAUCGGUAAUGGACCGCAGAUCGAUCCGAAUGGAAAGGCUGAUGUCUCAUCUUCAUUAACCGGGUCGUACUCAAUCACUGCCGAUGAUAUUGCCAAACCGAAGCGCAAGGUAGUGCCGGCGUCGGAGGAAGCAGUGGGUUCAUCGGAAGAAGAACAGCCAGAGAAGGAUGAAACUGAAUCGGAUGAAGAGGAGAAUGAAAAGUGAAGGAAUUAUUUUUUCGCUGUUAUUUCCUGCAUUCGGUCCGGUUAAUGUCAUGCAAUAAAAAAUCACAUGUUAUUUAUGAUCAAAUCAGAUGCCCUCCAACGGGUGUUGAACGACAGUGUUCAGUUUUAUCAAAAAUAUAAAAAAACGAUUUGAGCUGAA
This is a messenger RNA of Anopheles funestus (African malaria mosquito), 1093 nucleotides long. RefSeq lists its product as uncharacterized. The transcript has a single exon. Lineage: Eukaryota; Metazoa; Arthropoda; Insecta; Diptera; Culicidae. The coding region runs from base 326 to 934 and encodes 202 amino acids. The record is from RefSeq and is a predicted model, not a curated record.